AUGGCCUUCCUAGAAGAUGACGACGCAAUGCGUGCUUUCGAGGCGGCGCUUUCAUUCGUGGAGCAAUACUCUAUUGACACAUCAGUAUUCACAGCAUCCCCAUCCCCCGCUCCUGUGGAAGACAGUGUAUUUUUCUCAUCCACCACGAAUUUACCGCUCAACAUAGCGUCUCCACACGACACUUAUGAUACGACAAUAGCAUCCCCAUCAUCUCCAGGAUUUCAAUUGUCAAAAGAGUCGUCUGGAAGGAGCCAACGCGGUUUGUCCACUUUAAAAACGGUUUUGACAAAGAAGAUAGUCGGGCGAAGCAGAAAGAAGACGACAGUUGGUGUCAAGAAGCCCGUGACCAGAGGUGAUCCAAACCGAGCGAGAAAUGAGCGCAAAAUUGAAUUGGCCUAUCUUCGUGAAAAAGCCACUCAGCUGGAACUUGAGCUGCAAGCUCUUAAGCUUCAUACGAGAUUUCAGACGAGAAGUAUCUGUCAGCAGAGUAAUCAAAAGCAGACGAACGUCAAGAAAAAAGACGCCAUUAUGUCCGUUUACGAUUCUGUACAAACACCAACAGUGUGGAAAGAAGUGGCGUGUCGUCAGCGCCGGAGGAGAGAGAAAGCAGAGCGCGACAAUGUUCGAUUGAAACUUAUUCUGGAGAAUCAGAUUCGAAUGGCCAGAGGUCUCGAAAAUUUACUACAGAAGCGAGCCAAGCAACAAAUAAUCGGAUGUUCGAGUUUAUCAGAGACAAAAAAGGCAAAGUACUCACAAGGUCGACAACUGGACUUCCGAGCCGAUGUAAAUGAAUUCAAGGACUUAUUGGCUCAUCUUGAUCGAGCAUAUCGCGAAGUAGACGUAGUGUUUGCUGCCAAUGGUUUAGCUACAAUGGAAACGACACAUCGAGAUGCGAGGAUGCGUGAAGGGGCCGAUUGCAUGUAUCUGGAUAUUUUUGCCAACAAAGUCAUGCCGUUUGGAAUGCGGGCUACGGCACAAGCAGUGUGGAGUCAUUAUAAAGGAGCAGAGAAACAUCGUGGCAAUAUGUACGAAGGAAAAGCGGCAAAGCAUUUGGAGACACCUGAUACACCUGAAACUAUCAUCGAGGAUUUUGCAAAAGAAUUUUUUGCCGAUAGUGCUCGAGCGGAUUUCCAUGCUAAGCAAGUGCUACGACGAUAUGUCGAAGACGAUCGUGAAAUUGUUAUCUGGGUCGCAAGUGUUGUUCCGUUGGAGUUUGAUGACCAACGCGUGAAAGGCCUUGGCUUUCGUCACCAAGGAUAUGCUCUCACCAAGCGAGCAAAGGCAUCAACGUCCGAUCGAGAAUUUUCUCUCCUGCAGCUUUGCUCUCUGGUGCGACCGGAAAAGGAAAAUCACUCAGUUUACGACCCUGUAGCCGUGCGUGCGCUGACAGAUUUUAUGCUCGGAACCGUGGCAGGAAAUAUUACAGCGAGUCAGGAGCUUAUUGAGAACGUUUUAAUGGAUCAAAAUGUCAAAUUGUAG
This is a messenger RNA of Plasmopara halstedii, 1479 nucleotides long. RefSeq lists its product as uncharacterized. The transcript has 2 exons. NCBI's taxonomy places the organism in Eukaryota, Oomycota, Peronosporomycetes, Peronosporales, Peronosporaceae. Bases 1 to 1479 code for a protein of 492 amino acids. The record is from RefSeq and is a predicted model, not a curated record.